Molecule: messenger RNA, 1371 nt
Organism: Didymosphaeria variabile
Lineage: Eukaryota; Fungi; Ascomycota; Dothideomycetes; Pleosporales; Didymosphaeriaceae
Exons: 4
Coding region: 1-1371 (456 amino acids)
Molecular function (GO): FAD binding; monooxygenase activity
Source: RefSeq, a predicted model, not a curated record
AUGCCAGGAACAAUCAGCGAAGGCGGCUGGAGGCGCUUGAACGUGGCUGUCAUCGGCGGCGGCAUAGGAGGUCUGUCCGUUGCUAUUGCUCUACGUCGGGCAGGCCACGACGUCACCGUCUACGAGCGCAACGACUUCGCAGGAGAGGCUGGCGCAUCAGUUUCAUGUGCAGCAAACGGUACUCGCUGGUUGCAUGAGUGGGAUGUUGACGUCCAGAAGGGUGACCCAGUCGUAUUGAAGAAGCUUAUCAACCGCGACUGGAAGACUGGCGAGCCUUUUAGUGUUUACGAUCUGAACGACUAUGAAGAGCGAUGGGGCUAUGUAUACAACAUGUUUCACAGGCAGUACAUGCACACGAUGCUGAUGGAGUGUGCAUUACAAGAUGAAGGCGCUGGAACCCCAGCAAAGUUGCUUGUAAAUCACUCAUGCCAAAAUAUUGAUCUUGAGUGUGGCGAAAUCAUAUUCACCAACGGAGUAAAGGCUACCCAUGACUUGAUCGUUGGAGCCGAUGGUAUUGGGUCAGUAACGCGCAAGAUCAUCGGCUUGAACCCAGAGAAGAGGCCUGCAGAAUCUAGCUGUCUGCAUGCCAACGUAUUGUCGAAGGACGCAAGAAAGCUUGGCCUUGUUGAUUACUCUCUCAACAGCGCGUUAGAGUACUGGGGCGGUCAGGAAGGCAAGUGGGACAAGAUUGUCCUUUCACCUUGUAACGGCGGCGAGCUUCUCUCUUACUACUGUUUCUUCCCUCGGUCAGAGGGAGACUACAGCAAUCACACCUGGGGUGGUGCCAAUCGCCCUGUAGAGGAACUGCUUGCGCCAUAUCCAGAACUCGAUGCUCAGGUCAAGGCUCAUCUUGCUAUUGGUAUUGAGGUUCAGCCGUGGCGCCUGUGGGUCCAUCAGCCGUACCCGUACCUUGUCAAGGGCAAUGUUUGUUUGAUCGGCGAUGCCGGUCAUCCUAUGAUGCCCCAUCAAAGUCAAGGUGCCUGCAUGGCCAUAGAAGACGCAGCUGCUAUCGGUAUUCUUUUUAACAAGGACUACUUCAAGGGAGAUGUGAAAGAGUCUCUUGCUGUCUACGAGCAGAUCCGUCUGCCUCGCGCCACAAAGGUUCAGUCUUCCGCAGCCAAAGCCGCGUAUAAUAUCAACGAGCGAAUCGGCUUUUCGAGUAACACCAACAUUGAAGGGUACAAAGUAGAGGACGAAGCGAACAAGCUCACCAUUGAGGAGAUGAACGCAUAUGACAUGUACAAGGAUAUUGACCAGGCUUUUGCCGAGAGACGAGGAGUUCCGUACACUGACAAGUACAUCAAGGGCUUACCUAUUGGUCUCAAGCUCACGAAUGGUGUCACAGUCGGCGAGAAGCAAUCUAGGUUGUAA